UUUUUGUCCGAUUCUCAUUAGCCCAACUCAUCAUCGCUGCCUCUCCUCUCUCAUACAAGAUACGAUAUCUUCCCCUCUCUCUCUCACUCUCUCAACAAACCUCUCAGGCGACGAUCUCACUCAUCUUCUCUCGCAGUCGCAGUCGCAGUCGCACGCAGUAAACCAGAAUGUCUAAAAGCAAGUCAGUGGUGGGACUUUCGUGGGAACCGAAGCUGCCUUCAUUCUCGUCAUCUGGAACCAAAAGUGGUUCUAAUAAAUCUCAAAAUAUGUGUGAGACCAGUGCCUUAUUCAAAUCCAAGACCGAGCUCAUUGAUGGUCUUUUUGUUCCACCUAAUAAUCCUAGAGAGGUGAACAAAUUACUGAGAAAACAAGUCAAAGAUACAGCCGGGAAAAAUUGGUUUGAUAUGCCUGCCCCAACCAUUACUCCUGAGCUGAAGAAAGAUCUCCAGCUUCUAAAGUUGAGGAGUGCCAUUGAUCCAAAGAGGCACUACAAGAAGGGUGAUUCAAAAUCAAGAGCACUUCCCAAAUAUUUCCAGUUGGGCACAGUGAUAGAGUCAGCAUCAGAAUUCUUCACCGGUAGACUUACUAAAAAGGAGAGGAAAGCAACCCUUGCUGAUGAGCUACUUUUUGAUCAUACCCUAGCAGAGUACAGGAAGCGCAAGGUUCGGGAGAUUGAAGAACAUAACCGACCAGCAAGUGUUGAUAAAUGGAAGAUCAGAGGCAAACAGUCACGGAAGGGCGCAAAGCACAGAAGGCAUUGAUGGCCAAAUACUUCUCCUUUCGUUGUUAACCAAAAUUCUCCUCGUCAGCUGUGAUUCUCGUGAAAUAUAGAUUUGGUUUUGUGGAGAUAGCAAUGAUGUAGCCAAACAAAAUGAGAAGCAUAUUGCUAUUAAUGUUUGAUUAUCUAUUUGUUUUUUUUUUUUCCCACAGAAGGUUUUACCGGUUGAUUAUAACUGACGAUGUUAUUUGGGUAAAAUUCGGAGGCAUGGAUGGACGGGAGGGAAUAGCCUAUUUGUUUACUCUAACAUGUCCAUUGAUUGUUUAUUGUGACUUGUAUUUAGA
Messenger RNA from Ilex paraguariensis (yerba mate), 1062 nucleotides. NCBI's taxonomy places the organism in Eukaryota, Viridiplantae, Streptophyta, Magnoliopsida, Aquifoliales, Aquifoliaceae. The record is from the annotation of a GenBank genome assembly.